AUGCCGGCAACGACUCGACGACAGGCAUCGUCUUUAUCUCCUCGGGUGGUGCGAGAGAUGACCCCGUCGCCUCGGUACAAAGGCGUUUUGAAAAACUCUGGAUUUAACUUUUUACCCGAUGGGAAAAGUUUUCACGUUUUCGGGAUGAUGUCGAGAGAGUUGGAACUCAUCGUUUGCUGUGUGGGCGUGUUCGUGUCGUUUAGCUUAUUCGCGGUGAUGCAAGAGGACGUGUACGAAGCGCAAGGAGAAAACGGAGGGGAGAGGUUUUCGAUGACGUUUUUUGCGCUCGUGUUCGAGCGAGCGGUGAACGCGUUGUGCGCGUUGUUGGCUAUUUUUGUCUUUGGUGGGAGUGGGUAUAAACUGCCUCUGAAGGAAAUUUUUCACAGCGGGUCGUCGCAGAUGUUAGCGAUGGCGGCGUCGAACGAGGCGUUGAGGUACGUCAGUUACCCGACGCAGGUUUUAGGGAAGAGUUGUAAGAUGGUUCCCGUCAUGCUCGGUGGGUUGGUUUUAGGAGGGAGGAAGUUUUCGAGGUUUCAAUAUCUCUCGGUCGCGUUUGUUACGUUUGGCGUAUUUUUGUUCAACUACGGCAAAGCGUCGUCGUCGAGCGGGAAGUCUGCGAGUGUGACGGAAAACUCCACGUACGGUUUGAGUUUGAUUUUCUUGUCCUUGGUGUUCGACGCCAUUACCGGCGGGUUGCAAGAUAAAGUUAAAACGAGCACGAAAGUUUUAAAUCCGAGUCACCGAAAAACGGCGAAACCGAGCGCGCACGAGAGCAUGUUGUAUACGAACUUAUCCGGAGCCAUCGUCGCGUUGGUCUUUGCCAUAUUGACGGGUCAAAUCACCAGCGGUUUCGCGUUUUGCGCGAAAUACCCGAAAGUUUUGAAAGCGAUCGUGUGUUAUUCCUUAGCCUCCGCGGUUGGCCAAAAUUUCAUCUACCACACCAUCACGAGCUUUGACGUUUUAGUCCUCACCACGGUCACGACGACGAGAAAGAUUUUUAGCACCGUCUAUUCGGUAUUUAGAAACCCAAACCAAACGUUAACGAACAUCCAAUGGACCGGGUGUUUCAUCGUGUUUGCGUUUUUAGGAAUGGAAACCGCGGAGAAGGUCCACAGGAGCAGGAAUAUAAACGCCGCGCGAGGCCGAGCGAAGCUCGUGUGA
Molecule: messenger RNA, 1161 nt
Organism: Bathycoccus prasinos
Lineage: Eukaryota; Viridiplantae; Chlorophyta; Mamiellophyceae; Mamiellales; Bathycoccaceae
Product: solute carrier family 35 member B1
Exons: 1
Coding region: 1-1161 (386 amino acids)
Biological process (GO): UDP-galactose transmembrane transport
Cellular component (GO): endoplasmic reticulum membrane; Golgi membrane
Molecular function (GO): UDP-galactose transmembrane transporter activity; UDP-glucose transmembrane transporter activity
Source: RefSeq, a predicted model, not a curated record